This is a messenger RNA of Suillus paluster, 879 nucleotides long. RefSeq lists its product as uncharacterized. The record is from RefSeq and is a predicted model, not a curated record. The annotation marks the transcript as partial. Lineage: Eukaryota; Fungi; Basidiomycota; Agaricomycetes; Boletales; Suillaceae. The transcript has 5 exons.
AUGCAAACGUCACUCUUCGUUUCUUUCACGUGUAUUGUUUGUUGUCUCUCUGCAGUGUGUGCAUUUAGUGUGACUGUUGGGACUCCAACCCAAUGUGAUGAUCUCAACAUUUCAUGGACUGGUGGGCAAGCACCAUUUGAGAUACUCUUGACUCCCACUUUUGAAAUGCUCCAGAAUAUAUCUGUGCCAGCAUCAGCCUUCAGUAAUGGCAAAGGUUCAUAUUUAAUACCGCAAUUAUCGCUUGCGAGUGGAAUAACGUUCCUACUCACUAUGUCUGACGCCACCGCAUUUGGUUUGGGUGGGACGACAAACGUCCUAACUGUUGGGGCUCCUGUUGCAAAUAACAAUUGCAACACUACAGUUUCAUCACCUCCUUACACGUUUGAAUUGUCGCCGCAACCACUCCAGCAAUGUAGCCAAUUUACUGUCUCGGGCUAUAGUGGUGCAGUCCUACCCGUCACUAUUGUGGGACUUAUUCCUGGCGGGCAAUCACUCGUAUUCAAUUCUGUGACUAGCUCCAGUUAUACCUCGGUUAUGGAUGUUAGCGCAGAGUCGACUCUCGUGUUCUUUAUUAUAGACUCUCAGGGUAGACAAGGUGGUGCCUCUGAUCUCCAACCGGUCUCGGGGUCGAGCAAUUCCUCGUGCCUCGGCGCCAAUUCGCCGUCAUCUACUGCAGGUGGCAUAUCGCCCACGGCUUCACCAACAUCUGACCCGAGUGCUUCGUCAGGGACGGCUUCAUCAACAUCCAGUCCAAGCACUUCAUCAGGCAGCAAUGUCGCUCUUAUCGCCGGCACAGCAAGUGGCGGCGCGGUAGUCAUUGUUGCAUUAGUCAUCCUCGGUAUGUUCUUGUUGCGUAAACGAAGAGCGUCUCGUUCCCCA